CCUUGUGAGUCAUGAGAGCUUCAGAGGAACCUUAGACUGUCACUGAGAAAGGAAAAGAAGGGACUGUCUGACUGCUACAAUGUCUAGGUCUUUUUAUGUUGACUCUCUAAUUAUCAAAGAUUCCUCCUCAAGACCAACUCCAGCCUUGCCUGAUCAUUCCCAUCACCACCACCACCACCAUGGGCAGGAUUUCCUUCUGCCCAUCAGCAUACCAUCCCCAACUGUCAUGUCAAUAUCUGCCCCUGUGUGCCCUUCUAGGAAAAGUGGCAGCUUUUGCGUCUGCCCCAUCUGUGUGGCUUCUCACCUGCACUCCACCAGGAAUGGCAUCCCUCUGCUCAAAAGUCAGUUCUCUAAUGGGGAGGCGCAGUACUGCCAGAGGAUGAGUCAACAGCCCAGCCCAGCCAUGGUCCACCCAGCGCAUACACCUGUCUGCAGCCCAACCUACAAUGUUGCCGACCCCAGGAGAUUCCAUUGCAUGUCAAUGGGUGGAGCAGAGAACAGCCAGGCGCAGAAUGGCAAGCGAAUGCGGACUGCAUUUAGCAGCACUCAGCUUCUGGAGCUGGAGAGGGAAUUCUCCUCCAACAUGUACCUGUCCAGGCUGAGGAGGAUCGAGAUUGCCACCUACCUGAGCCUGUCAGAGAAGCAGGUGAAGAUCUGGUUUCAGAACAGGAGAGUAAAGCACAAGAAAGAGAACAAGGGCUCCCAAAGGAACACCCACGGGGGCUGUAAGUGCGCAGGGCCACAAGGGCAUUACCCCAGAUCAGAAGAUGAAGAUUCCUUGUCUACAGCUUCAGCAAGUGAGGACAAGGAGGUGUCACCUUUAUAAAUUGCUCUACCUGCAAUAAAUGUCUUUGUGACUCUAUGGCACUUAUGAUCCACACCAGGAACGUUAUACUGACUCAUUCAAAUACCCCCUUAUUUCACAAUAAGCCUUUGGACACAUUUUUUUUUUUUUUGCUGAAUUUGGGGACUGAAUAUAUUUCCCUAGUAUGAGAACAAAGUCAGGGGUUCGUUUUGUAAAAAAAAUUGCUGUUUUUUUUUUGUUACUAGUCGCCUGUAGGUUUUUAUGCAACAAUCUGUAAAUAGUCUCAUGCCCUAACGUUUUGCAAAUCCACCUGCGAGUGAAUAGUUUUAUACAAAUUUAUAUUUAUAUUUAUUUAAAUAAACGAAAAUAUGGGUAA
Molecule: messenger RNA, 1181 nt
Organism: Xenopus laevis (African clawed frog)
Lineage: Eukaryota; Metazoa; Chordata; Amphibia; Anura; Pipidae
Gene: gsx2.L
Product: GS homeobox 2 L homeolog
Exons: 2
Coding region: 80-826 (248 amino acids)
Biological process (GO): regulation of transcription by RNA polymerase II; regulation of DNA-templated transcription
Cellular component (GO): nucleus
Molecular function (GO): sequence-specific double-stranded DNA binding; DNA binding; DNA-binding transcription factor activity, RNA polymerase II-specific
Source: RefSeq, a predicted model, not a curated record